Molecule: messenger RNA, 840 nt
Organism: Liolophura sinensis
Lineage: Eukaryota; Metazoa; Mollusca; Polyplacophora; Chitonida; Chitonidae
Product: alpha-1,3-mannosyl-glycoprotein 4-beta-N-acetylglucosaminyltransferase C-like
Exons: 1
Coding region: 1-840 (279 amino acids)
Biological process (GO): protein N-linked glycosylation
Molecular function (GO): acetylglucosaminyltransferase activity
Source: RefSeq, a predicted model, not a curated record
AUGCAUAGACGGUCUGAUCGCUGGUACCUACAGGAGACGCUAGAUUCUUUGAUCAAACAUAGCAGAGAAGAGGACAAAAGUGAAGUUGUGGUAGUUGUUUUCUUGUCAGAUUUUGAUCCAAGUUUGCGAAGCGAGUUGAGGACAAAAAUCACAUUGAUUUACCCAACCUACAUCGACUCUGGCUUCAUCCAGAUCAUUGAAGCACCGCUUGAGUUUUAUCCGUCCUUGUCUAACCUUAGGACGACUUACAAGCAUCCAAUGGAUCAGAUCAUCUGGCGUUCAAAACAGAAUUUCGAUUUUGCCUUCCUCAUGCAAUACAGUCAAAGCAUCUCUGAGUUUUAUCUUCAGUUGGAAGACGACGUAGUUACUGUGCCCAUAUAUGUGAGGCUAAUAAAACAGUACAUUGCCAGAAUAAACAGAAAAGCAGAACAGGACUGGUGGUCGGGCGUGUGGACUUGUUUGGAGUUCAGUGAACUUGGCUUCAUUGCAAAACUCUUUCAUUCGUACGAUCUCACGAAGUUAGCCAGCCUCCUUAAACUUUUCUACAAUGAACAACCCAACGACGUCCUCCUCCUUCACUUUAACGAAAUGAUGCUCCAGUUUAGGAGGUAUCUUAGGAAACCUACCAUAUUUCAACACAGAGGAUUCGUUUCGAGCCUCCAUCGCAAACGAGAGCCCCUGAUAGACCUAAUGUUCAGCCCGAAUGCUUCCAUGAACGAUUCUAGCUCUGAAAGAAAGGGAUUAAUUCCAGCUGAAAUCAGACGACUGAACAAUCAAGAAGGUCCUGAACAAGAACUCUGGGAAGAAAGAAAAAAAGUCUUGAGGGAAAUAUUUUGUUAA